UUGAAAACAGACGUUGUUGACAUGACACCUGCGAACAACCGCAGAGUAAACUAUAACUGACAAGCCUCGGAUAUUGAUGAAGCUUUUAUACGUGUUUUUUACACAGGGGGACGCAAUAUACUGAACAUGGAGUUAUCGCAACUUAUAAAGAAAAUAGGCCACUCUUUGGCGGAGAUAAGAGUCCGAGCAUUGAAGAGCAUCAUAUGCAAGCUGGACCAUUCACUGAUCUCCGUCUCUGACAUCGUCCAAGAGAAGAUGCUGUUUGUGUAUCUGCUUGAAUGGUUCAAUUUCCCUGAGGUGCCAAUGCAGGAGGAAGUUCUUGGGUUGCUCUCAACUUUGUCAAAGCAUCCUAGUGCAGCCCAGAUGCUGAGAGACGUUGGGGCGGUGGACUUCCUCACUCAACUGUCUCCUAAUGUGGAGCCCAGACUGCGAGCUGUCAUCGAUGGAACCCUGGACCAGCUGUUCCAGCUACCUGAGCUACUCCCUAGUCAUAUAAUGGUCUACUCGCAUGGACAGCGUACUACAGCUCCAACAGCACCUGCAGUUGUUCUACCUGAAGAGCAAUUUCCUAAAAUGGGCUUUUUCCACAAAAGCAUACCAAGCCACACAGAUGUACCACCUCAGAAAAUAGCAGUGCACGAGUCUGUGAGAUGCCUCAAGUUUUCUGUGUUUCCAUGGCUGACUUUGACAAACACAGACAGACACAUACUUUCAUCCAAUGAGAGUUCUCUAAGGAGCAGCAACCCCAACUUGGUGCGGACCACAUGUGAACUUCUGUGUGAUGUCAUUAUGCAAGAUUUUCCUGCUGAGAUCUUCCUGCAAAGGCCCAGUAUUAUAAAGAACCUCCUCUCCCUGUUGAGGCUGGGUUCGGGUAAAGGUGAGGCAAGCUACCUCCACUUGCAGGCUCUCUCCUGCCUGCGGCAGCUUUGUGUGGGCCUAAGGAGAAGACUCCGCUUUCAUCAGGAUCCAAGCUUCUACUCUACAAAGCAAGAUCCAGUGUCCCAGAACUCGUCUUUCUCCCACUCCCAAGAGGUGCGGGGGACCCAGCGUUCCCAGGCCUCAUCUCCAGGGGCUGAGUGUUCCCCUCGGCCCUCUGUGGUGGGACGCAGAGGCCAGAGAGCCAGAGGAGACGGCCAAGAUGGAGAUGCAGCUUCCACCAGUGGCAGCUCGCACAGAGGUGGAGCAGCAGUCCAGGCCCCUGGGCAGACGCCCCAGUCACCCGCAGAUGUGGCCCACUUGGAGCUUCCUGACCUGGGUGUAGAAGAUGUCCUGGAGCUGCAGUUACAGCAGCUCACUUUGGCUCAGUUCACAGUGGCCACCAUGGAGCAUGCCAUACCUCUACUUAAAACAGAGGGUUUGCAUGUGUUCCACCGUGUUCUGGAGCUGCUGUGCGAUACCGUCCCCCUGCUCAGGGACAGUGUUUGUGAGCUGGUCUGGGACGAUCGCAGCCUGGUGGGGAUGGAGCUGAAGGAAAAGCUGCGAGGCUGCAUGGAACUGUUGGGGGACAUCCUGAGCUACCAUCAGAGCUUUCCAGCAGACAUUCCCCACAGCUGUCAGCUUCAUCACAGAAUGGCCUACACUGGCACUGCUAUAUUCACCGUUAAACUCCUACAGACCAUCCUCCCUCCUGAAAAGGCUAGUGACAAUCUCCCAGGAAACAUAGCAACAGCUAUUUUCCACCUGUGCUUGGACACGUCGUUUGGAAGUUUAUUACCCAGCAUGCAAGAAACAGCAGUGGCCUACUUGGAGCAGGUGAACUCAGACAGCCACGACCUCUACAGGAGGGUGACACGAGCUGCCCUCUGGAUGGAGUCUACCUGCAACUUCCUCAAGGAAGUGCAAGCUGAGGGAGAAAAGAAUUGGUUGGAGAUACUGGAGCUGGCAGACCAAGCCAUAGACGGCCUUCCAUUUCACCAGCACUUACCAAUCAUCAAGGAAUGUGUGCACAUCUGCUCCUACCUGUGGAAGUUUGACCAGCCCAGCCCCCUCCUCCAAACAGAGAGCCAGAAACUUCUCCUCAAGCUGCUGUCCCAUCCCUUACCGCCUGUCAAGACGGAAACAUACGAAAGCACUUUAAACCUGGUCAAGGGCUGCCUUGGCAUCCAGAAUGUGUCACGACAGGAAGCAGCAGCCUGCGGUGCAGUCAACUUUCUUAUCCACCACAGGGUGCUCUAUGAAAUAAGUGCUUUUGGACUUCAGGAUUCUUCAGAGAAGGUGAACAUUGCUGCCAAGGAUAUCCUGCUAUUCCUGCUCAAAGGACGAUUGAUGAUGACAGCGUCAACCUGGGACAGAUUCAAUGAGGCACUUUACCCGGUCAUGCCCAUAUUACAGGGUUACGCCGGCACUGAAGAGUCACUUGGAAACUGUGUCCUGCUGGUAAGUAAGAUGUCGGACACGGCGAGAGAGAACGUGUUUCCAAGCACAGCCAAGCUGAAAGCGGCGCUCCGACUCCUUUUCACCAAACAACCCACUGUGAGAAUAGCAGCAGUACAACAAAUCCUGCCCCACUUAACCGGCGAUGAUGAUGCUAACACAGCCAGACCAGACCUGGAUCAACCAGUGAUUUCCUGGCUUCCCAAUCUCUUCUGCCUCAGACACCCUUUAGACAUCACACUGGACACCAGCAGCAAGUCUGUCCUCAAGGUGGAGUCGGUGGAGAAGCUGUUUUGUAUCCUGAACUCAGACACCGUCGAUAUCUCCCUGAGAAGAUCGGCCGCAGAGCAGCUGUCUGUCGUGCUACAAGACACAACAAUGCACCCAGUGCUGAAGAAUCUUGGAAUAGCAGACAAAGUCAUUUCUUUCAUUAUGGGGAGUGUAAACGGCAACAAGAGCUUAGAUUGCCUGCUGGAGCCUUGUGUAUGUAUCCUGAGGAAGCUGGUGUAUGCUGAUCCAUCUCUGAGGCACAGUCUGGCACAUCGCAACCUCCUGCUCCUCACACUGCUCAGAGCAUCCUUGAUAUUGAAGGAGAACAAAGGCAAUGGCAGUGAGGUAGCUGUCCUGAUGAGUUUACUGCUGUUUGAUGAGAUUGCCAGCAUUGAAAUAUGGUCGGACAACUCCAACCCAGAUGUGACCCUCACGCCGUUCUCCCUGCCACUGUCAGUAAUCCGCAGGUACAACAUCCCAUUUCAGGCAGCGACUCAUCACGCUGUCAGCCCAUACUGCUGCGUCCUGCCCCCUUCCUCUGACCUGCUGACCUUAGCACCUGCCCGCCAAGCCCUGCAGGUGGCCUGGAACACUGCUUGGCACUCUGGGAUGGACGGCCUCCUUCAAGAGCUGCAUGGCGUCUCUACUGAUGAUGCUGAAUUUCAUCCUGACUUAAAGCUGUCAGAAGCACAGGUUCUGUCACUGCAGGCAGUGCGCCUUCCUACUGCGCUGCAGGACUGCAUCAAGGCCAUCAUCACAGCAGCAGGACACGGCUCUGUGACCUCUGCCCUCUCCAGGCUCAGCCUCUAUUUACUGAUUGACCGACUGGCCCUCCCUCACAUCCCCACCCACACCUGCAGAGGCACCCUUCACUCGCUCAGCUGGCAGGCAGCAGUAACCAGGUACCCUGCAUACAAAUUCAAUUAA
Epinephelus lanceolatus (giant grouper) is the source of this 3570-nucleotide messenger RNA. NCBI's taxonomy places the organism in Eukaryota, Metazoa, Chordata, Actinopteri, Perciformes, Serranidae. The record is from RefSeq and is a predicted model, not a curated record.